AUGUUUGCUACCACCGGAGCUCAGGCAGUCGCCCUUUUCGCAGUCCUAUCUUCUACUGCUGUCAAUGCAUUCUCUCCGAGCUUUUCUACGCCGAGACAAUGCGACUCGCUCAAGAUUACCUGGUCCUCGAUGCAACUCCCACCGUCCACCCACGGCCUCACCGAGUUUACAAUGAGCCUGGUCCCUCUCGACGAUCCAAAGCAUCAUACUCCGUCCCCUUAUAUGCUCACUGUGCCCUGCACGAUGCUCGAUGAAGAGGGCGCCCUCGAGGUCCCCGCUCUCCCAUUCAGAGCAGGCACACAGUUUUUCGCCUCGGCAAAUUUCCCAGGAGCAUCCGGUCCAGUGCGUAGAAUGGUCUCCGACGUCUUUACCGUCGAGCACUCUACCGACACAAGCUGCCUCGACACGGCGGUGCCGCCAAAUGCCAAGAGACCCCGUGUCAAGACGUUUGGAAAGCGUCAAGUCAACGUUAUUGGCGCUACAAGUGUUGGUGCAUCCGCUUCUGCUACACCGUCUCCAGCUAGCUCGUCCGCCGCUGCCGGUGCUCCGAUCAAUGUGAUUGGUGUCGGCAUCAUUUCGAGCGGCGCAGCAGGAGAUAGCUCACAAGUUGCCUCGUCUACUAGCGAGGCGUCAACAUCGUCAGCUUCCGCCCCAGCUGCAAGCUCCUCGAGCGGUGCAGUGCCUCCCAUCCGUGUGAUUGGAUCGUCCAAUAUCCCUGCCACGGGUGGCGGCAAUGCAGAUACACCUGCAAACGCAGCUCCUGCUCCUCCGGCUGCAUCGUCUACGGGGCCUGUUCCACCGAUCAACGUCGUGGGUCCUGGUGUCAUUCCUGCAGACGGCGCUUCAUCCAGCUCUGCCAGCGCGACCACCACCACGGCAUCAGAGGGAGCACCAACAACGAUUACAGUUGACAAUGGAACCGUCGUCACCCCCACAGAGACUUCAACCCCUUGCACCGAAACUUCGACGGCAUCCACCACGACAAUGGCGAUGGAGACACCGACAUAUGGAAAUGACGACGAUUCUGAAGAAGUUCCAUGCGAGGACGAGGAGAACCCUAGCAGCACUGGGUACCCCGGAAAGCCAGCUACGACGACGCGCGCUGCUGGAGCCUUCAAUACCGAGGUUGUCCAAUAUGGCUCGUUUGACGACAUGGUCAACGCAGCUAACUCGGCCUUUCACGCAUGGAACCCUUACAAGCCUGCGUAUACGCCCUCGGCGUGA
This is a messenger RNA of Serendipita indica DSM 11827, 1224 nucleotides long. The record is from the annotation of a GenBank genome assembly. NCBI's taxonomy places the organism in Eukaryota, Fungi, Basidiomycota, Agaricomycetes, Sebacinales, Serendipitaceae.